ACGGAGCGGAGCCGCGCCGCGUUCGCCGGGCUUCCCCGCCGCCGCCGGUACCUCCCGGGCCUCUGGCUGCCACCGCCAGCCCGCCGGGCAGAGGAGGAGCCGAGGGCGCCUGGUGCGCUCGCUCAGUCCCGACAAACUCUCCCGCUGCCCGCGCCGGACUCCGGCACCCAGCACCCGGAUACCAUGAUCUGCAAGACUCUCCUCGCUCUCUGCAUCUUCACCGCAGGACUGAGAGUGCAGAGCAUGCCUACAUCAGCCCCCUUGCCUGUUUCUUUUCCGGAAAAGAUUAUCUCACCAACGCCAACGACCUUCUGGACAAGCUCUCCACAGAGCCCUCCUGCCUCCCCCACCAGCGGCACACCCAGCAACUCAGUGCUCCCCGUUACAGUGUCAUCCGUGCAGACAUCUCUAACCCCCAAAAAUGUUGUCACGGAGCCCACCGGACAGGAGACCACCUUGACCUGGGAAGACCCAAAUACAGACACCUUAUCAACAAGCAGUGAUGUCCCCUUAACACCCACGCCCACAGAGCACAGCUCGGGCACUCCAGAGGCAAGUGUGUCAGCUACAGGGUCGAGGUCCCUGGAUGAGUCUCCUUCACCUACCUCUGCUCAGACUCCAGCCUCAUCACCCCCAGUCCUAUCAACCUCACCACCGCCAAUUCUAUCAACUUCACCCCCAGAGGUUUCUUCUGUCUCUGACAACACCAACCACAGCUCCACUGAGUCCAGCACCAAGACCACAGGAGCCCCAACCACACGAGAGUCCCCAGCACAGGAGCACAGCUCUGGCCACACCCCCACUUCACAUGCCACGUCGGAGCUGAUGCCCACGGAGAAAACGCCCCAAACAACUGUGCCAGCCAAAGUGACCUGUAUUCUGGUAGAUAUUGAGACCACCACCGCCUCCCCCAGGGUGAUCAUGCAGGAAGUGGAACAUGCACUAAGUUCAGGCAGCAUUGCCGCCAUUACAGUGACCGUCAUUGCUGUGGUGUUGCUGGUGUUUGGAGUUGCAGCUUAUCUGAAGAUCAGGCAUUCCUCCUACGGAAGGCUUCUGGAUGACCAUGACUACGGGUCCUGGGGAAACUACAACAACCCUCUGUACGACGACUCCUAACAGAGGAACAUGGCCUGGGGAGAGGGAUAACUCUUUAUUUAUAAGUGAUUAUCCAGUAGAAUUGAUAACAAGUACCUGACGCGCAUUGAGCGACAAUCUUAAGCCCUGUUUUAUUGGUUUGGUUGUUUCAUUUUCCUCCCUCUCCUUUGGCUGCUACGACUCCCCCUUUUUGGUACAAAAAGAACCAUUAUUUAAAGGUGUGUGGAGGCUGAUUUGCAGCUGAAAUGGGCCAACCUUCAACGCCAGGCCAGACCACCACGAUGGAAGCUUCUGCACCCACCACCACAGGACCCACUGUGAGGACGGGACGAGGAAUCCAAGUGUUUUGUUGGGGGUUACUUUUAGGGGAACUUUUUGUUUGUGGUAUUUCUUAAACUUUUAUUUAGAAAUUGACAUUAAAUUUCCAUCAGUGGAAGAGAAAUGAGUAGUGGGAGGAUUUCACCCUGCAGGUGAGGAAGCAGGGAUUCCUCAGAUCCCUUCUUAAGCUCUGUUUAUCUGGCUGUAUCUGACAGGACCCCUGCUUGACUCUACUAGCUGCAUCCUACCCUCUUAGCUUCCUAAUUAAUGAAAGAGGAAACUAGAAAGUGCCCCCGAGGAGGCUGGCAGGCAGAGGGGCAGAGUUGCAGGUUGCUGUCAGAUCUCAGCGCACCUUCUACCUGUUCUCCCCUCCCGACCACCAUCAUCUCUGUUAAGGAUGCCUGUCCUAGGCAUCAGCAGCCGGGCUCCCAGCCCAGGAGCACUUAUGGAGUUGUGUUUCCCCAGGAGCUGAGCUUAGAGAAGAGAAAGGGAGAGGCGUGUGGAGGGAGUGUCCAGUGGGGGCAGUGGUGGAGGGAGAGAGCUGACAAGCACUGAGUGCCUCAUUAGGUAAAGUGGGAAUCAGCUCUCAGUAACGGUCAGAGGCACCCACUGCUUGGAGGAGCCCAGAGAUUCCUUGCUUUAUGCCCACAAAGCAACUGGUUCACUGCUAACUGUCUGUUGGAUAAUGACUAUAAACUGUUUAAGAAAAAAAAAUUUUAAGACACUAUCUGCAAUUGCUCCGUGAGGCGUUUCCAUAGGAAACAGAUGCGGCGAUUAAUCCAUUUAUUAUUCCCAUACACUUACCUCGCUAAUUCUGCCCUCUAAUAAGUCAAGACCCUGGGUAGAUAGUCUUAAAAUCCUGCAUAAUAAAUUUUGAGAAAGAAUGGAUCAUUUUUGCAGGUAUCCAUUUAUUGCAUUGGUUCCCAACCAGCAAGACAGUUUUGCACCACCAUGCCCCAGGAGAUUGGUGGGGGGAACAUAUGAAGAUGUCUGGUGACAGUUUUGAUUAUCGCAAUUUAGGGGUGCUAAUUAGUCAGUAGAGCCAUGGAUGCGCUGAACAUCCUAAGAUGCACAGAAGAGCCCACCACGAUAAAGAAUUAUUUGGCCCAAAGUGUCAAUAGUGCUGAAUUCGAGAAUUCCUAAUUUAUUGCCGUGCCCAACAUAACAGAACAGGGCACUGGCAGAUUUUUAAUUAAAUAAAAUGAUUUGUUAAAUUUUUAUCUCAAAAGUGUUUCAUUUGCUAGCUGAUGGGUUGUUUUGAGCAUGCCAGUUGCCUCUUUAUUUGUUUGUGUGUUCUUGAUAGCUUUGUUUCAUGGCUAUUACUGCCCUCCUACAACACAUGAUAUUAGCAACUGGCAUCUGAUGUCCUGAUUUCAUGGAGGAGAAAAUACCCAUUGGGUCCCAUUUCAAAAUGUGCUUUAUUGUCUAGCGAUGUCAUAAAGAGCUUGACACUGGUUGAUUUUUAUUUCUAAACUUGGACCUGCUGCCAUGACUCUGUUCGUUUCCAGAAACUUGACCCUCAGCUCAUCCUGUCACUUGUUGUGACCAGUAAAGUACUGGCCUAAACCACCAUUGCCAGUCUGUCUGCCCUAAACCCCUCUGGUGUCACAGACACCCGGAGCCGGGCCAUGUCCACAAACCUGCCAUCCCACACUCUGAAAAGAAUUUAUUCCUAAACUCCUUAGGCAUCAAAGGAGAAUGAGCAGCCUCCAGGGGAAUUUUUAAAAAGGAGUGGGUAAUGAGGAGUGGAAUUCUGAUAUCUCAGAUUAUUUAAAGCAAAAAAAAAAAAAUGUUUAAAGUGGACAUUCUCAGAAAAAUGGGCAGGAAUGGCCAACCAUGAUCCCUCCAGCAACACUCGGCCUGAAUAACUGUCCUUCUUCCCCACCCUCAUUCCUUGCCUAGGCUUUCAUUUUGGCAAAGGAUGAUUCAAUGAAAUCAGAACAUUCCAUAUUUUUUUUCUCCCUUGGUCAAAAGCAUUCUGACAAAGUGUCCAGGAAACACCUUGUAGAGGUGCAGUUCGGACACUGCUUUCGUCAUAGACACUGGAUCAGAGGAGCCGGCCUCUUGCCAAGGAAUUCUGACCGAUACAAGCCAUGGACUCAGCCAGCAUCUUUCCUUACGAAGGCUGUGAUUGUGCAAGAGCAGUUGAUGCGUUUCGUGUUCUUAUUAACUUCCAAAUCCUUACAGAAGAGACAGGGCCAUGGACUUAAAGCAGAUCUCAACCAGCAGGCAGUUUUACACCUCCCCCAAGGUGACGGCUUCCCUUAAAAACUCUCACUCCUUGUGAUGUUAGUUUAAAAUACCAAUGAGACGAACCUUAUUUUGCCAAAUGCAUUUUUUUUUCUAUUUUUGAGGUGGCCAAAGGAUUUUAGCAACUGAAUUCAACAAACUGGCAACACACACACACACACACACACACACACACACACACACACACACACACACACAAUAUGUGGAUAAUUGACGACCUUUACCUCAGGGAGAGUCUGUCCAGCUCUACCCAGGGAAAUGGCUCCAUCGGAUCUAAACAACCACAUACCAUCCAGGGACAGGAAUAGUCAAAGCAUUAGAGGAAUGUCAGAGCAGGAGGGAGGCAAGCAGCCUCUUCUAGACUGUAGCUUGUAAAUGAUGAAAUAAUGAGAUCCAACUUUGUUUUCUUUACUCGUGGCCCCAGUGAAGGCUCCUGCUCUCUUUGGAUGUCUGUGUCGUCAUUUCUUAAAUGGGGGUGAUGCUUUCAUAUUGACCUCACCCCAUGCUACCUCACAAAUGUGUUGUGAGGACUAAGGAAAUCAUGUCUACAGUGUUUUCAGUUUCUACAGAGGAAUAUUUAUAGACAUUUUCAGUAUUUUAAGUAUUAUAUAGACAUAUAAGUGAUCUCAAUUUCUUGUUUGUUGUUAUACUGGUGUGUUGUUUUUACUUAAAUCUAUAGCAUGACAGCUGUAUUAUAGCCACAUCAGACAGCUCUUACAGCUUCAGGCUACGCCCCAGUGCAGCUGACUGACUGAGGGUUAACCACACCUGGAACCACAAAGGUUAGCUUCCAUCUGCAAAUGAAGAAUGGUUGAGUCAUAUUCUCACAGACUGUUGAGUUAGAAUCCAGGAGGUUAGGGUAGCACAAUACGGAUACCUGAGCACUAACAGCAAUAGGCCUCUAGCCUUUGCCAUCUUGGGGUCUUCUGGGUUCUUUGUGGAGUUGAUUUUGGUUUGAUAUCAUCUGUUUUCCCUUCAUCUUGCUUGCAAGGGUGCAUGGUUCAACCCCUUGCAUUUGAGAAAUGAAUUUUGCAACUGGGCUAGAUGCUAAUUUGCACGUUGAUUCACCUUCUUUGCCUUUAACCUUUUUUUGGCAAAUGAAUGUACCAUUUCAACUUUGAUUUAAAAGUUCUAGUUGAUAUUGGUAAUAAGUGCUAACCAAGAGACAAAUGCCAGAUUGCUUUCUUAGGGUGAGUUAGCCAACAUCAUUUAAAGAUGGAAAGAUCUGCAACUUCUUUGAUAUUGGAUGUAAUUGUAUCUACAUUUGUUGUAAGACUUAUUGUAUACCAAUUAUAUAAAUUAAAGGUGUUAAAAGCUUG
This is a messenger RNA of Eptesicus fuscus (big brown bat), 4982 nucleotides long. RefSeq names its product prostate androgen-regulated mucin-like protein 1 (gene PARM1). Bases 184 to 1116 code for a protein of 310 amino acids. Gene Ontology annotation, cellular component: late endosome; Golgi apparatus; early endosome. The record is from RefSeq and is a predicted model, not a curated record. NCBI's taxonomy places the organism in Eukaryota, Metazoa, Chordata, Mammalia, Chiroptera, Vespertilionidae. The transcript is spliced from 4 exons.